Messenger RNA from Rotaria sp. Silwood2, 555 nucleotides. The record is from the annotation of a GenBank genome assembly. NCBI's taxonomy places the organism in Eukaryota, Metazoa, Rotifera, Eurotatoria, Philodinida, Philodinidae.
AUGGCACAAGCAUCUGGUAGGACUGUUUGCAUUAUAUGUGGCAAAGAAAAGGCCACAUUUAAGUGUGGAGGAUGUUCGCAAGAAUUUUGUUUUAACCAUUUGGGAGAUCACAAACAAGAACUAAGUAAACAAUUUGAUGAAGUUGAAGCUAAUCGUGAUGUCUUUCAACAAACACUUACUGAGCAAACAGCUAAACCAGAAAAACAUCCAUUAAUACAACAAAUUGAUACAUGGGAAUGUGAUUCAAUCAAUAAAAUCCGACAAAAAGCAGAAGAAGCAAGACAAAUAAUACUUACACAUAUUACUGAAUCCAUGAGACAAAUAGAAAGAAGAUUAAAUCAGUUGACUGAUCAAUUACGACAAAGUCAUGCAGAAAAUGAUUUUUUUGAAACAGAUUUACAUCGAUGGAAUAAUGAUUUGACUCAAUUGAAAGAAGAACUUACUAAACCAUCAAAUAUCAAUCUUCGGCAAGAUGCUACACCACUUAUUACUACGUUUUCAAUUGAUGUCAAAUCUUAUAAGUCUGGUAGGUAUUCUGAAUUACAAGGAUAUUAA